Messenger RNA from Mercenaria mercenaria, 1007 nucleotides. RefSeq lists its product as uncharacterized. NCBI's taxonomy places the organism in Eukaryota, Metazoa, Mollusca, Bivalvia, Venerida, Veneridae. The record is from RefSeq and is a predicted model, not a curated record.
AUGUACUUGUACUAAAAGCAGACUCUAUUUUUAAACUUGUAUUAUCAAUCAUCAUCAUUACAUUGUAAGAAUCUCUACCUAGGUGCAGCAUGUCCGAGGAAAGUCUCAUAUUUUCUGUGUUGGGCCUGACUGUCAGAGGAUUUCAUUGUAAUGCUGACAAGUGGGUGCCUAAAGGAGGUCAGCGACUGUCAUGUGCCCUUCGUUCUGGUGCAAUUGAUGUAUUAAAAGAUGAUCAGUCAGUUGGGAAAGUUGCAACAGAAGCUCCUAAUAAGUUCAAAGACUGGGUUAAAGCAGAUGGAACUAUUGAAGCUGUAGUUAUAGGAUUGCCAAAAAAACAUCGUGGGAAGAAAGGAGAAGAAGUGCCUGUCAUGUUUGUUUUUAGAAGCAAGAAGGACUACAGAAUGAUUAAAUUUAAAAAGGCAAUAACCUCAGGCAUUUCGAAGCUGAGAAAGAAAUCUACGAAGGUUGUGGAUGGAGAUGCAAGUGAAGAAAUGACAUUUUCAGAUACUGAUGAAAACCAGUUUGAAUUUUCCGUAAGGGGAAUGACAAUGAGAGGAUUCCAUGUUUACAAUAAACUUUGGGUUCCAGAAAUUGGUGACCGUAUUUUAUGUUCAGUGAAUGAUGACCACUCUGUUGAAAUGGUGAAAGAUGGUCAAACUAUCGGACAUGUGCAGACAGAAGGUCAAGCGUUAUUCAGGAAGUUCAUAAAGGCAAAGGGUGUUAUACACGCAGUUGUGAACGCAGAACCAAAACAACACAGAUCAAAGGGUGAAGAGAUUCCUGUAAUUUAUCAGUUCUCGGCAGAUGACUGGACAAACCGGCUCCAAAAUAUCAGAAAUGAGAUACGGAAUGAUAUAAAGAAAGGAAGUGAAAAGAAAAAGAGCCUUAAGUUUAUACGCAGUAAUGAGGAGUCGCAAAAUGAGGCUGGGCCCUCAUAUGAAACACAGUCUAUGGACAGGGCCGGUACAUCGGGAGAAAAUAAGUUCAGUACAAAAGUCAGUGAACAG